Messenger RNA from Symbiodinium necroappetens, 414 nucleotides. The record is from the annotation of a GenBank genome assembly. NCBI's taxonomy places the organism in Eukaryota, Dinophyceae, Suessiales, Symbiodiniaceae.
AUGUCGAAAUUAUGUUCGGAAGUGGAUGGCUUCGACUUGGCCGUGCUCCAGCAUGUUCUCUGCUGCGCACAGCAGCCGAGGGAUUUGCUGGAAGAAGUCCGCGCAGCCCUGAAGCCAGGUGGUCAGCUGGUUUUCGUUGAGCAUGUCUUGGCCGACCGUGCCAAAAUGCCCUAUCUCCUGGCAGCUCAAGUCGCCUUUCGCCCUGUGCAGCUGGCCUUAUGCAACGGCUGCGAUCCGUGCCGCGACAGCGAGCGGCUUUUUGAAAGCCAAGUCUUCGAGGAGGUGAAGCUGAAGCGCUUCAGCUUGCCGGUGCUCGGAGUUCCUAUACCGCACAUCAAAGGCGUCGCCUUGAAAAGUGAAGCUGACCUCACCAAGACAUGGCGUGGGCCGUUGACUGUCGAAGAGUUUCUUUGA